UUCCGCGAGGUCUUCGACCUCGUCGACAAGGACAAGAGCGGCGCCAUCGAGACGGAGGAGGUGGAGGAGCUGACGAAGCUCUUGGGUCUGGACCUGACCAGGGACGAGGUGGAGCUGCUCGUCAGGGAGAUUGACAAGGACGGAAACGGCGAGGUGGACUUCGAGGAGUUCCUGCUGGUGA
Messenger RNA from Micromonas commoda, 181 nucleotides. RefSeq lists its product with no specific name. Lineage: Eukaryota; Viridiplantae; Chlorophyta; Mamiellophyceae; Mamiellales; Mamiellaceae. Gene Ontology annotation, molecular function: calcium ion binding. The annotation marks the transcript as partial. The record is from RefSeq and is a predicted model, not a curated record. The transcript has a single exon.